Messenger RNA from Betta splendens (Siamese fighting fish), 1202 nucleotides. It is a transcript of the gene sec22ba, whose product is annotated as SEC22 homolog B, vesicle trafficking protein a. Gene Ontology annotation, molecular function: SNAP receptor activity. NCBI's taxonomy places the organism in Eukaryota, Metazoa, Chordata, Actinopteri, Anabantiformes, Osphronemidae. Gene Ontology annotation, biological process: retrograde vesicle-mediated transport, Golgi to endoplasmic reticulum; vesicle fusion with Golgi apparatus; endoplasmic reticulum to Golgi vesicle-mediated transport. Bases 134 to 781 code for a protein of 215 amino acids. The record is from RefSeq and is a predicted model, not a curated record. Gene Ontology annotation, cellular component: endoplasmic reticulum-Golgi intermediate compartment; endoplasmic reticulum membrane; ER to Golgi transport vesicle membrane. The transcript has 5 exons.
UCGGCGGUGCACCAUGAUCCUCAGUACAGCCCAUUCCUCCCAUCGCGGAUGUUGUGAGUCAUCGUUGGAGCUAGUGAAGCAUUGAGUUUUUGCGGCUCACUUUUAUUGACCAUAUCUACUGAUUGACAUCAGUAUGAUUUUACUAACAACGAUAGCUCGUGUAGCGGACGGACUUCCUCUGGCUGCGUCCAUACAAGAGGAUGAGCAGUCAGGUAGAGACCUGCAGCCGUACCACAGCCAAGCCAAGCAGCUGCUCCGUAAACUGACUGCACAGAGUCCGGAUCGCUGUACGCUGGAGGCCGAGGACAUGAACUUCCACUAUUUAAUGGCACAGGGCGUGUGUUACCUGUGCCUCUGUGAGAAUUCAUUUCCCAAGAAGUUGGCUUUUGCCUACCUCGAAGACCUCCACAACGAGUUCUAUGACCAGUACAGAAGAAAGGUGUCCUCAGCCACGAGGCCGUACUCAUUCAUUGAGUUUGACACUUAUAUCCAGAAAGCCAAGAAGACCUACAUAGACAGCAGGACCAGGAGGAACCUGGGCAGCAUCCACUCAGAGCUACAGGAUGUCCAGAGAAUAAUGGUGGCAAAUAUUGAAGAUGUUCUACAAAGAGGAGAAUCUCUUUCUGCUUUAGACACUAAAGCCAGCAAUUUGUCCAGCCUGUCAAAGAAGUACCGCAGUGAUGCCAAAUACCUGAACACCCGCUCCACGUAUGCAAAGGUGGCUGCUGUGGCAGUGUUUUUCAUCACACUUAUCAUCUACCUGCGUUUCUGGUGGCUUUAAUUGAAGCUUGGUUAAGGUUAUUCUUUAAAAAUGAAACUUUUAGCAGCUUUGUUACACUUGUUAUCGACCAGGGUGCCUUAAAGUGUUCAGAUACACUCCACACCGAUGAAGGUAAGGUUCUGGUUUCAUUGUUACCUUUGGGUGAUUCAGUAUAAACUGAAUCAUAUGUUUAGGUAUGGAAGCCAAUGCUUUGGCGAGUGUUGAGUCGUUGCAACACUGUUUACUUGAAUGUUAGGAGGUAAUUUUAAAUGUAAAGUUUACAUGCUUGUAGAUGUUUCUCUCAGUUUUAGCAUGAGGGAGAAACCACAUGUUUAUGCAAAGGUUUUGUGGAAAGACUACUAAUACUGUGAUAAUACUGUUUCUUAUUAAGAAAGUUGUACUAUAACAAAGUCUUAAAGAUUAAAUUUUUAUUAAACUGUUA